UUAGCUUAGAUGGCAGUCAAAAAAGUGUUCCCCAUUUUUCUUACAGAGUUGACGUCCCCUGGAGCUACUUGAAGCUACUUGUUCAAUAUGAUCAUGUAUAAAGCUGCUAUUUUUCUCUUUUUCAUUAUUGUCAGUGUUUCAGACAAAUAUGUGACUGCAGAAAAUGAUGAAGAAGUAUCUACGGAUUUAUACGUUAUCGAAGGAAAAGUUUUUCCAUGGGAAAACAAAGCCUCGAAUGGUUGGCAGUUAAUGACACACGUCAUGGCUAAUGGUGGAGAACAUUAUGGUUUUUUGAGGGAAGAUGGAACAUUUAUCAUUUCAAAUGUACCCUCUGGAUCUUAUGUUAUUGAGGUUGUAAAUCCUAACUGUGUUUAUGAACCAGUAAGAGUAGAAAUUAACUCGAAAGGAAGAUUUAGAGCAAGAAAAGUUAAUUUAAUUCAAACUUCACAAGUGAUACAAAUUCCUUAUCCAUUAAAAAUGAGGCCAUUUACACCAUUCCGUUACUUCCAAGUUAGGGAACAAUGGAAAGUAACGGACUUCUUGUUCAACUCAAUGGUAUUGAUGAUGAUUUUGCCAUUGUUAUUACUUAUGAUUGGACCAAAAAUUAUGAAUGAUCCAGAUGCUAGAAAGGAAAUGGAACAUUUGAAUAAUCUGACUAAAUACAGACUGCCAGAAAUGUCUGAACUUAUAACAACUUUCUUGGCUGGAGAAGAAAAGCAAAAACCAAAAGCAGUAAAAGCUGCAAAGAAGAGGCAGUAACAUUUGUAUGCUUCGUGGGAUCAUGUUUGCACUUUUACUCUAGUCCUUUAGUUAAAUGUACUAGCAAAUACAUUAGAUUGUUUUUCAGUCUUCUACUUUGUAUGCUACUUAAUUCUUUCUAAAUUAUAAACAUAAGAGUGAACCAUUCGAAAUCCAUUACGUUAGUAUAUUAUUGAUUAUCUACUGUAUAAAUGUAAUUAUCACAAUUUCUCAAUUUGGUAUUAUUAAGUAAUACAUUUUUUUAGAUCCAGGAAAUAAAAAAGGAUUUGGAUAAUGUUAA
Molecule: messenger RNA, 1039 nt
Organism: Megalopta genalis
Lineage: Eukaryota; Metazoa; Arthropoda; Insecta; Hymenoptera; Halictidae
Gene: EMC7
Product: ER membrane protein complex subunit 7
Cellular component (GO): EMC complex
Molecular function (GO): carbohydrate binding
Source: RefSeq, a predicted model, not a curated record